AUAAGGAAAAGGGAAAUUUCUACGGUUAGAGUGUAUACGCAAGGAGGGAAAGAUAAAGAAGUGGCCGUUUGGGUGGACUCCUCACCCGACUGGCGCAACCACAAAUUGACUGAAGUCACCGGCAACCCCUUCCCCUUCGAGAGAGCCACUCCCUUCCGUACACCAUAAACCGUAUCGACCGACGAAUCUUAGAUCGACUGUUCAGUACUUGAGAUCAGAGACCUGUAAUAUUGCAAUUCGCCUAUCUUUUGUUAGUUUCUCGUGCAUUUGGAUUUGGGUCUUUAAGAUCUACGACUAGAGGAACAAAACAAGAGGGAGAUACAUUAGUUCCGAUGUCUGCAGUAAAGCCUGGUUUGAUUGCUUUGUUUGAUGUUGAUGGCACUCUUACAGCUCCAAGAAAGGUGGCUACUCCCGAGAUGGUAGAGUUCAUGCAGGAACUUCGAAAGAUUGUCACAGUUGGAAUUGUGGGCGGAUCUGACCUUUCCAAGAUAUCAGAGCAGCUUGGAAAAACAGUUGUUAAUGAUUAUGACUAUGUAUUUUCUGAGAAUGGACUUGUGGCUCAUAAGGAGGGGAAACUCAUUGGCACCCAGAGCUUGAAAUCAUUACUUGGAGAAGACAAGCUCAAGGAAUUUAUAAACUUUACCCUGCACUAUAUUGCUGACUUGGAUAUCCCGAUAAAGAGGGGAACAUUUAUAGAAUUUCGAAGUGGGAUGCUCAAUGUGUCACCUAUUGGGCGGAACUGCAGCCAAGAAGAAAGAGAUGAGUUUGAAAGGUAUGACAAGGUUUACAGUGUACGUCCAAAAAUGGUAUCUGUGCUUCGUGAAAAGUUUUCUCACCUCAACCUUACAUUUUCUAUUGGAGGGCAAAUAAGUUUUGAUGUUUUCCCUCGAGGAUGGGACAAGACAUACUGCCUGAGAUACCUUCAAGAUUUUCGUGAAAUCCACUUCUUCGGUGACAAAACUUACAAGGGAGGGAAUGAUCAUGAAAUUUAUGAAUCGGAGAUGACAAUCGGUCAUAAAGUUACCAGCCCAGAGGAUACGAUGGAAGAGUGUAAAAAAUUAUUCUUAGCAAACCCCUAAAACUCCAUGGCAGUCUUCUCCUUUUUAAUUAUCUUCCAUGUGUUAUCUUUAUAUAUUGGAAAAAUAAGUGCUAAGGGGACACUCUUGUACAAGUUUGUAACCUAUACAGUUGAUUGCGGAUGAAGAGGUGAAAGUGAAACUCAUUGUAAUUUUAUCAACUAUGCACCAUUGAAUUUCCAUCUAUUUUGAUGGCAUUUACAUUA
This is a messenger RNA of Tripterygium wilfordii, 1282 nucleotides long. RefSeq names its product phosphomannomutase-like. Gene Ontology annotation, biological process: protein N-linked glycosylation; mannose metabolic process; GDP-mannose biosynthetic process. The transcript is spliced from 12 exons. Gene Ontology annotation, molecular function: phosphomannomutase activity. Lineage: Eukaryota; Viridiplantae; Streptophyta; Magnoliopsida; Celastrales; Celastraceae. Gene Ontology annotation, cellular component: cytosol. The record is from RefSeq and is a predicted model, not a curated record. The coding region runs from base 333 to 1079 and encodes 248 amino acids.